Messenger RNA from Mytilinidion resinicola, 856 nucleotides. RefSeq lists its product as uncharacterized. The transcript has a single exon. The record is from RefSeq and is a predicted model, not a curated record. Bases 7 to 603 code for a protein of 198 amino acids. NCBI's taxonomy places the organism in Eukaryota, Fungi, Ascomycota, Dothideomycetes, Mytilinidiales, Mytilinidiaceae.
GCCGAAAUGGCAAUGUACGACCUGUACUACGCCAUCUACGUCACCCUAAACAAUCACCUGUACGUCAUGGUAGGGCCUGAUCGAGCUUGGGCGAAAGAUAGUGAGCGCAUCAAGGAAAUUGUUUUGCGGGCUACUUCGCUAGGCCUCCAGAUCUGUCGCCUGAAGCAGACAUUUAUCCCUUUGCGAGACAUUCUGAAAUACGAAUUGCAAAAGGGGAUCGGCUGGCCAAACCACUCCAGCUUUGAGGGUCCAGUAGGAAGCGAAACAUUACUCUUCGAUGCAGAGUACCUGCUGGAGCCCGAAGAUGAAAACGACGAUCUUCUUGUAAUCCAAAACACAGCCGGUGACGAUGACGACGGCGAGGAUCCCAAUGAUCGCUACUGGGUCCUACUUUCACACUAUCAUGGGCUACUGAAUCGGCAAGCUAGGACCCCAGGAUCGUUGAGCGAGUACGAAGAGGCUAUCCUUGAGCGACUCUUCGCGCAAAUACCGGUGUUUCAGAUCAGUUGGACGAUGCUGAUUCCGACGAUAUCACGGAACGCGAAUUCAUCUUUAAUUUGUGGGAGUAGCCUAGCUACUGUAGCGCAUCCAACUCAACUUUGACCGGUGGACGACUAAAUUACAACCAAGUGUUUCAGCAUCAUCAGAAUCGAGUUGGCUUGGCUGCGCGUAAUGAUCCACCCGUUUCCCUCUAUUAUCCAUAAUUCCAAUCCUUCUGAUCGUUCAGUCUACAGCUUAGGCUUAGCCUGUGUGGCUACCGACUAAAUUGCAACCAGGCGUCUCGGCGUUCUAAACUCUCUUUGAGCACGAACGUGCAUCAAUAUUCUUGUAAGUAGCGUAGCUGCAAUAAAAAACC